Saccharomyces eubayanus is the source of this 1017-nucleotide messenger RNA. RefSeq names its product Mho1p (gene MHO1). The record is from RefSeq and is a predicted model, not a curated record. The transcript has a single exon. Lineage: Eukaryota; Fungi; Ascomycota; Saccharomycetes; Saccharomycetales; Saccharomycetaceae. The coding region runs from base 1 to 1017 and encodes 338 amino acids.
AUGACAAUACGUCCAGCAACACACGCCGGCUCAUGGUAUUCCAAUAAACCCCAAGAGCUAUCUCAACAAUUACAGACUUACUUGACCAAGAGUACAACCAAAGGGCCCAUUCAUAACGCUCGAAUUAUCAUAUGCCCUCAUGCCGGUUACAGGUAUUGUGGACAUACGAUGGCCCACUCGUAUGCGUCAUUAGAUUUGAAUAGUAAAACCAAAAGAAUAUUCAUAUUGGGCCCCUCACAUCAUGUUUAUUUUAGGAAUCAAAUACUAGUUAGUGCAUUCAACGGGUUAGAGACGCCCUUGGGUAGUUUAAAUGUGGAUACAGAUCUAUGUAAGGCAUUAGUAAAGAGAGAACAUCCUGCAAACGGCAAAAAGUUGUUUAAAUUAAUGGAUCAUGACACUGACAUGGCUGAGCAUUCCUUAGAAAUGCAGUUCCCAAUGUUGGUAGAAACUUUAAAAUGGAGAGGAGUUUCCUUAGAAGAAGUUAAGGUGGUUCCUAUGAUGGUUUCGCAUAAUAGCACCGAUAUAGAUCAGUCUAUUGGCGAAAUCCUGUUGGAAUACAUCAAGGAUCCCAAUAAUCUAUUUAUUGUAAGCAGUGAUUUUUGCCAUUGGGGCCGCAGGUUCCAGUACACUGGAUAUGUUGGAAGCAGAGAAGAGUUGAAUGAAGCUAUUCAAGAAGAAACGGAAGUGGAAAUGUUAACUGCUAGGAGUAAACUUUCACAUCACCAAGUGCCUAUUUGGCAAUCUAUUGAAAUUAUGGAUAGAUAUGCCAUGAAAACGUUGAGUGAAACCCCAAAUUCUGAACGGUAUGAUGCUUGGAAACAGUACUUGGAAAUCACGGGAAAUACCGUAUGCGGUGAAAAACCGAUUAGUGUGAUACUAAGUGCAUUAUCCAAGAUUGAAGGUGCCAGAGCUACAAAUAUUAAAUUUCAAUGGCCUAGUUAUUCACAGAGUUCUCACGUGACAAGUAUUGAUGAUAGUAGCGUUAGUUACACUUCAGGAUAUGUUACUUUAGAUUAG